Messenger RNA from Centruroides sculpturatus (bark scorpion), 1536 nucleotides. Its product is annotated as creatine transporter-like. Gene Ontology annotation, biological process: sodium ion transmembrane transport. Lineage: Eukaryota; Metazoa; Arthropoda; Arachnida; Scorpiones; Buthidae. The coding region runs from base 415 to 1521 and encodes 368 amino acids. Gene Ontology annotation, cellular component: membrane. The transcript is spliced from 8 exons. The record is from RefSeq and is a predicted model, not a curated record.
UAAAUUUACAAAAUUAUAUUAAAUGAUUGUGUUUUUUAAACACGAUACAAUAUUUUCGUUUUGUUUACGUGCAAAAAUUCAUGUAUCUACGAAGAAUAUAUUUCAUAAUUUGCAAAAUAGUACAAGGAGAUGCAAGUUGGAACGUAUGUAUCUUAACAGAAUUUCUGCGAAUCCGGAUAUUACAAGAUUUACCUACAUUACAGGAUGCACUUCUUGCGUGAUAUGACGUCACUUCCAUAACUACACUAUCAUGACGAGGUUAGACGCGAAGCGGGUAGUGUAUAAUAUAUCAUCGCGAAAGAAAGGUAAUUGUUAAUUUAAAAGUUGUCAAGCUGAAUUAUUAAAAAGAUCAACCGUGUCUACCAUGACGUAAAUGAAGUAACUAUUAUAGUGAGAUAACAAUCUCCGAUAAACAUGGGAAAUCCAAGUGAAGCAGAAACCACAAAUCCUGAGAAUUCUUCAAAUCUUCCUACCAUCGACGGAAGUGAAGUAGUGUUAAAUUUAACUACUACAGUUACAGAGACAAGAACCGAAAGCGAAAUCUCGACUAUAGAUUCUCAACAGACUUUGCAAAUUAAUGAAGACAGUGGAAAUGAAGCAGAAACUGUGACUGAAAACAAUGUUAGAAAUAAUAAUGAAAGUGUUACAGAUGAAAGGACAAGAACAAGUACAGAAAACAGGAGGCUUCGUCUUGGGACAUGGCCUCAUCAGAUGUCCUCUUUGCUAGCUUGUUUAUGCUGUACAGUGGGAAUGUACAAUAUCAACAGGUUUUCGAUCUUAGUCUACGUAUAUAAAGUAACUUUCAUAUUCCAAUAUAUUAUCCUAUCAUUUAUUUUUGGAAUACCGUUUCUAUACUUACAAAUGGCUUUGGGACAAUAUAUGGGAACAGGAAUCAUAGACAUGUGGUAUAUAUCUCCAGCAUUUAAAGGUUUAGGUGUAGCAUUUGUUUUCAUGUUCUUUUUCAUUGGAGUAUAUGGUGCUAUUCCUAUUUCCUGGCUCUUUGUAUAUUUCAAGGAUUCCUUUGUAAAUACAAAAGAUAAUUAUCGUUGGACCAAAUGUCAAGCUUCUUUUGGCUCAACAUCUUGCCUUUAUGCUCUAAAUGUAUCUUCUCCAGAUUAUUAUGGCUGGAGUGUUGCAUCAUAUUUUCAUGGCCAUGUAUUAGACAGAAAACCUAAUGAUUAUGGAUUUGGUCAACUAAAAUUUGAAGUUGCAUUUGAUCUCUGUAUAGUGUGGCUGAUUGUGUUUUUAUCAUUAUGUCGAGGCCCAAAAUCAUUGGGAAAGGUUGUUUUAAUUUUGGGUAUUAUGCCUUCUAUACUGUUACUUCUUGUCACUAUGAGAAUAAUAGAACAAUGGGGUGAAGGGAUUAUGGAAAUCCUUCCGUCUUCAUGGAAAGUUUCCAUGACUGAUUCUCAAUCAUGGUUAAUUGCUGCAAGAGAAGUUUUCUUAACAUGGGGAUUGUUUGGUGCUGUUGCAUUACAGUUGUGUAGUCACAAUAAAUUUACUGCCAAAAUUAACAAGUAAGAAACUCUGUUAAUU